Anolis sagrei ordinatus is the source of this 2037-nucleotide messenger RNA. The record is from RefSeq and is a predicted model, not a curated record. NCBI's taxonomy places the organism in Eukaryota, Metazoa, Chordata, Lepidosauria, Squamata, Anolidae.
GUGUCGUGAAAAUACACAGGGAAGUUGUUGCUUCUCAGGUGGUCAACCGGAGAGCCAGAAGGGCUGAGGAGUCGAGGGGUGUUUUCUCACCAUGAGGCAGAAGAAGAAAGGGGACCUCAGCCGGGCCGAGCUGAUGAUGAUGACCAUUGCCGAUGUCAUCAAGCAGCUGAUUGAGGCUCACGAACAAGGCAAAGAUGUCAACUUAAACAAGAUCAAAACCAAGACGGCUGCUAAAUACGGGCUUUCUGCCCAGCCUCGCCUGGUGGACAUCAUUGCCGCUGUGCCACCACAGUACCGCCGUGUGCUGGUUCCCAAACUGAAGGCCAAGCCCAUCCGCACAGCAAGCGGGAUUGCUGUUGUGGCUGUCAUGUGUAAACCACAUAGGUGUCCACACAUCAACUUUACAGGAAACAUAUGUGUAUACUGUCCUGGAGGUCCUGAUUCUGACUUUGAAUAUUCAACUCAAUCUUAUACUGGAUAUGAGCCGACGUCAAUGAGGGCCAUUCGAGCCAGAUAUGACCCCUACCUCCAGACCAGACACCGUGUCGAACAGCUGAAACAGCUGGGCCACAGUGUGGACAAAGUGGAGUUCAUUGUGAUGGGUGGGACGUUCAUGGCCCUUCCGGAAGAGUACAGGGAUUACUUUAUCCGUAAUUUGCACGAUGCGCUCUCCGGUCACACUUCGAACAGCGUGGCAGAGGCAGUCCGGUACUCCGAGCGAAGCCUUACAAAAUGCAUUGGGAUUACGAUAGAGACCAGGCCAGAUUAUUGCUUGAAGCGCCACCUGAGUGACAUGUUGUCGUACGGAUGCACACGGCUGGAGAUUGGGGUGCAGAGCGUCUACGAGGAUGUGGCCAGAGAUACUAACAGGGGCCACACGGUGAAGGCCGUGUGCGAAUCCUUCCAGUUAGCCAAAGAUGCCGGGUUCAAAGUGGUGGCCCACAUGAUGCCGGAUCUGCCCAACAUGGGACUGGAAAGGGACAUCGACCAGUUUGUGGAAUUUUUCGAGAACCCCGCCUUCCGCCCGGACGGCAUGAAGCUCUACCCGACUCUCGUCAUCCGUGGCACGGGGCUGUACGAACUCUGGAAAACGGGGCGUUACAAGAGCUACCCGCCAAGCACGCUGGUGGACCUGGUGGCAAGGAUCCUGGCCCUCGUGCCGCCGUGGACACGCGUGUACCGCGUGCAAAGGGAUAUCCCCAUGCCGCUGGUCAGUUCCGGAGUGGAGCACGGGAAUUUGAGAGAACUAGCGUUGGCCAGGAUGAAAGACCUGGGGACGGAGUGCCGUGAUGUGAGGACAAGAGAAGUCGGAAUACAAGAAAUUCAUCACAAAGUGAGACCUUAUCAGGUGGAACUCAUCCGGAGAGAUUACGUAGCCAACGGCGGCUGGGAGACCUUCCUGUCCUACGAGGACCCCGAGCAAGACAUCCUGAUCGGCCUCCUGCGCCUGCGGAAGUGCUCGGAGGAGACCUUCCGAGCGGAGCUGAAAGCGGGCGUCUCCAUCGUCCGGGAGCUCCACGUCUACGGCAGCGUGGUCCCCGUCAGCAGCCGGGACCCUUCCAAAUUCCAGCAUCAGGGAUUUGGGAUGCUGCUGAUGGAGGAGGCAGAAAGAAUCGCCAAAGAAGAGCACGGGUCGUGGAAGAUUGCCGUUAUUUCAGGUGUGGGCACCAGGGAUUACUACCGGAAGAUAGGCUAUGAGCUGGAAGGACCAUACAUGGUGAAGCGAUUGGACUGACAUGGGACUCUGGAGCAGAGAUGGAGAAGAUACCAACACUGUGGACCCACAAAAGCUUUUGUUUUGAAUGUGGAAGAGUGGAAAGGUGUAGGUCAAUCCAAAUUGGUCAACACCAAGGGAUUUUCUUUCCAGCAGAUGAGUCCCAGCAUCGUCCUUGGAUCUCCUUUGACUUCCCUGCCCUUUGGAAACCAACGAGAGCCCCAAAAGUAUGCCCCUACUGUGUCAGGGCUACAAUUCCCCAUCAUCCCCAGCCAGUGGUCAGGGUUGGAUUGGAUACUCUAUUCCCCCCCCCCCCCGAUGUG